Molecule: messenger RNA, 1973 nt
Organism: Colias croceus (clouded yellow)
Lineage: Eukaryota; Metazoa; Arthropoda; Insecta; Lepidoptera; Pieridae
Product: connectin-like
Exons: 3
Coding region: 206-1723 (505 amino acids)
Cellular component (GO): plasma membrane
Molecular function (GO): protein binding
Source: RefSeq, a predicted model, not a curated record
CGUGUGCGAACGUGUCUUAACGCUUAACAUGUUUCAGUUCUCGUGAAUACUCGGGAAGGCACGCUUAUGUUAUCAGCUGUCUUUUCCAUCUAGUGCUUCUAAUAGCUUGUUUUCGUGCGUUAAAUUGAAAUUCGAAUGUUUUUUUCGAAUCCAAUGAGGUUUCAUGACGUUUAUAUAAAGGGGCUUCGAUGUGAAAGGCAGUAAAAUGGGCUUAAAGUAUCUGAUCCUAAUGAUUGCUUUUGCAACAGUCGAAAUAAAUCUAACUGAGAGUCGGCAAAAUGAUAAACGAAGAUGGAAAUCGGAGAAGUCGCCUUACUCACAUUACGUAAACAUUUGUGAUAUACAAGACAGAGUGUCGAAAGUACAUUGUUACUGCGAAAGCAUAAAAAUCAAGACAGCAACCAAAGCGGAUUGUUGGGUUUUCAACGGCGGAAUAGCCGAAGACGAUCCGUUUUGGUCCAACUUUUAUUCACAACCAAAAAUCGAAAGGCUAACAUUUAACGUAAGAGCUGACGGCGGGCUUACAUUCAUCCCUGCAAAAGUAAUCGUUCGGCUCGACCACUUGCAGUUCCUAAACAUUCAAUACGCCAAUAUCUAUAGCAUACCUUCGUUUGCAUUCACCAACUCGACCACGUUACGUGAAAUAACGCUGCCCAAGAAUAAAAUUGUUAAACUAGAAAAAAUGGCUUUCGCCCAUUUGAUAAUGCUAGUCAAUGUUAGUCUCGUAGAGAACCAAAUUAUCGAAAUUGCGAAAGACGUAUUCUAUUUCUUACCCAAUUUACAAAGAUUGUAUCUAGCGAAGAACACAAUAGAACUGUUACACGACGGUUGUUUUAAACAUUUGAACAAUUUGAUAAAAUUGGAUUUGUAUAAUAAUUUGUUGACUGUGGUGGUGCGAGAGAAUUUCCAAGGAUUAUCAAAUUUAAUUACUCUCGAUAUGCGGAACAAUAAAUUGAAUAUGAUCGGGGACCUGGCUUUUGCGGAACUUUGGAGCCUUCAAGAACUUUACCUAGAUGGCAACGAAAUAAAAUUUAUUUCGGAAAGAGGUUUCGGCGGAUUGACUCAGCUUAAGAAACUUUCUUUAGCCGAUAAUAAGUUGGGAAUGUUGGAUGAUGGAGUGUUCGACGAUAUACAAAAGUUGAAUGUCUUGGAUCUGAGGAACAAUAACUUGGAAACAUUGAAACAAGAGACGUUGAGAAGUGUUAUUGAUAAUAUGAAAUCGAAUUACGCGUUAAUCUCUCUUGACGGUAAUAAGCUCACAUGCGACUGCCGACUGGCCUGGCUCCACAAACUACGAGAAGAAACCCGAAGCAAACGGAUAAAGGUCUCUCUCACACGCCUCAACUGCAUCAUGGACAACAAGCUAAAAACCAACAUGAUCAACAUAAAAGUACAACAGAAAACAGAAACACCAAAUAAAAUCAAUAAUUUACAAAUGACUCAAAAGAACGAUAGAAGUUACGAUGAAAUUGACGACCUUGAUGAUUACGACGACACACUACAAGAUCAAGAGACGGAUUUAGAUACCAGUAAAAUAGAAUACCGUAGGAAACUUCUAGAAAUACCAAAAGAUAUGCUACCCUGUCCCAGUAAACUCCUUUCAGAGGCUUCCUACUCUCCACCCACACAAGACGAAGUCAAAUACUACAAAACAUCAGGCAGCGAAACACACAAAUCUCUUGCAAGAAUAUUAAUUUUGUGUAUAUUGAUCAAAAUACUGUAACGAAUUAAGUUUGCACGUUGUAAUGCUAAUUUUGUGAAAUUACGGUUAGUUUUAGUGUAAAUAGCUAAUGUAAAACUUAAAUAUUCUAAAAUGUGGAGGUAGUAUAUAAAAUUGCUUUCGUUGAUAACAUCUGCUUGGAGUUAAAAGUUAAAAGUAAAGGUACGUUGGGAGCGUAAUCAGUUUAGUAAGAAACGUCUUUAAUAAAGGUAUCGCCUCUGGAUAUAGAGUUUAUAAGAAUUAGCAAUUGUGG